Molecule: messenger RNA, 2629 nt
Organism: Purpureocillium takamizusanense
Lineage: Eukaryota; Fungi; Ascomycota; Sordariomycetes; Hypocreales; Ophiocordycipitaceae
Exons: 1
Coding region: 355-2292 (645 amino acids)
Cellular component (GO): membrane
Molecular function (GO): sucrose:proton symporter activity
Source: RefSeq, a predicted model, not a curated record
CACCGACGUCGUGACCUCUCAGCUCGUGAUCACGACAUCAGCUGUGUCUCGCCUCGUCCCGUGGUCCCCCGUAUCCUCGCACAGCCAUGGCUCUCAUAUCGCCGCCGCCCUCUCGUUGACCCAGACCUCUUCUUGCGACGUCCGUGAUCGUGCCAGGUUCCCAUUAACGUCGUCUACGGCAAGCAUGCCUUGUAGACUUGUCGUCCUCGGUUGAAAAGCGCCAGACGUCUCCUGGGCAUCCGUCGGCAAGUGCCCGUCUUGCACAGGCUAGAGCGACCUGCUGGUCACAACAGAGAGCACCCUUCCUCCCACCAGCGAGCAACUCACCCUAGAUCGUGGGCAUCACCACCCAGCAUGAGCUCGCCCCCCCGCGCCGAAGCCUCUGACGGGCACGACGAGCGGCCGCUGCUCGCGCAGUGGGGCGUCGACGAGGCUCUGCGGCGUUCCAUGGAAGAUGGCGGCGUCAGAAAUGACGAGACGUCGCCUCUCCUCAGCAGCAAUGCCUCGAGCGCGGGCCCCCCUGCCAACGGCGCCGCCGCGGCGAAAGCCGUCGACGAGACCCAGACGACUAAGAGCAUGUGGUACAUGACCAUGCUGACCAUCAGCGUGGGCGGCCUGCAGAUAGCAUGGUCCGUCGAGCUGUCCAACGGGUCGCCUUAUCUGCUCUCCCUGGGCCUCAGCAAGUCCCUGAUGGCCCUGGUCUGGAUCGCCGGCCCGAUGACGGGCACCCUGGUGGUGCCGUACGUCGGCGUGCUGAGCGACCACAGCAGGCGCCCUUGGGGCAAGCGGCGACCGUACAUGGUUGGCGGCUCAGUUGCCACGAUACUCGGGCUGCUGUUCCUGGCGUGGGCACGGGAGAUUGUGGGAGGCAUUUUGAGCAUCUUCGGUGCGGAUCCCGCUUCCGAAGGGGUCAAGACCGUCAUCAUCAUCGCCGCCGUCGUCGGCAUCUAUGUGCUGGAUAUCGCCAUCAACACCGUGCAGGCGGCGAUCCGCGCUUUCAUGGUUGAUUGCGCCCCGGCCCAUCAGCAGGAGCUCGCCAACGCCAUGGCCAGCCGCCUCACCGGCGUGGGCAACAUUGUCGGGUUCAUUGCCGGAUACAUCGACCUGCCCGCACAUCUGUGGUUCCUGGGCGACACGCAGUUCAAGAUCCUCUGCGUAAUCGCCUGCGUCGCGCUGGGUGUGUCGAUUGCGCUAAGCACGCUGACGAUCCACGAGAGAGACCCGCGGGCAGACGGCUCGCCCGCCAAGAAAGCCCCCGGUUUCGUGCCCUUCUUUCUCACAAUCUUCAAGUCCAUCAAACGACUCCCACCGCAGACCAGACGAGUCUGCCAGGUGCAGUUUUGUGCCUGGGUCGGCUUCUUCCCGCUUCUGUUCUACACAUCGUCUUACAUCGGAGAUAUCUAUAUACAGCCUUAUCUCGAGCAGAACCCCCACAUGACUCCUGAGGAACUCGACAAGCUGUACGAGAAGGCGACGCGGGUUGGGACCUUUGCUCUUCUUAUCAACGCCAUUGUUAGCCUCUCUACGAACGUGUUUCUGCCGUUCUUCAUCGCCCCGACCUUUGAUAGCCAACCAGUCAGCGCAACCAACGCCCCGGGUCAUGGAACAGGGAUGACGACGACGAUGACGACGACGGUAGAUUCCGAAGGUCGUGGGCGCCCAUGGCUGGAACGUCUCCGAAUCCCAGGGUUCACGCUGAAGCGGGCAUGGCUCGGCUCGCUGGCACUCUUCGCUGGGGCCAUGUUUUGCACGCUCUUCGUCCGCUCCGUCAGAGGCGCCACAGCUCUCAUCGGCUUGGCGGGUGUUACGUGGGCUAUGGCUCUUUGGGCUCCAUGGGCCAUCAUCAGCGCAGAGAUAAGUCGGCAGAACGCCAUUAAUAGGGCGAAGAAGCUUCAAGAUAUGUCUUGCCAAGCCGACGUCCCGAGUACAAGCCUUCCUUCCUUGAACGGCGAAUUGAGCCAUGGAGCGAGCCCGGGAGCACAUGUGGACGAAGAAGAAGACGAGGAAGAGACGGACCGCACCGGCGUGAUUCUGGGGAUCCACAACAUGGCCAUUGCCGUGCCCCAGAUUAUCGCGACGGUAGGAUCCAGCAUCAUCUUCAAAUUCCUGCAGAAGCCGCGCGGGACGCCUGGUGACCGCAGCAUGGCCGUGGUCAUGGCGCUCGGCGGGGGUUUCGUGUUGCUGUCGUGCUUCUUUGCCGUCAGCGUGAGGGAUCGCCCCCCUGAGCUGCCGGAGGAGGUGGUGGUUGAGGAGCAGCUCGAGGCGCCCGGGGGCGAGGCUUCAAGUCACUAGAGGUUCAUCACCGACAUAAGAGAAGCAGUUGACAUCUUUGUGACGGCCUUUCAAACUUUCCAGGUGUCGGCAAGCACAAACGAGCUUGGAUGACAUGGCAUGAGCACCACUUGGCUUGUCGGGCAGCUACAGCGGACUGGACGUGAUGGCGUGUUUAUACAGGAGACCAGCUUCUUACACAACUGACGAGAAGAGGAUUUAGGGCACCGCAUAAUGUUGAUCUCUGCAUGAAUUUUGGAGGGGCUGGAGCGUGCUACACUAGAACUGCUUUGCCAUAUACGCGCAGAGUGUCGAUGAAUGUAUAAGUGCCUGAUAAUACCAACGGAAGUGUCCAACC